AUGCCAUAUUUUCUUAACAGUAAAGUUAUCUAUAAAGUAGCCAGUCUUAAGAUGAACUCCACAAAUGACCCUGUACCAGAAGAAACCAGUAAACCAUCAGGCAGUGGCAGGACCCUUGCUUUGACUGUGUGCUCUGCAGCCAUUGGAGGGACCUUCCAGUAUGGCUACAACAUCUCAAUCAUCAAUGCUCCUACCAGCUACAUCCAGGGCUUCAUUAAUGAUACCUACGUGGAGCGCUGGGGCACAAGCUUGGACAUCCCUCAGGUGACCCUUGUGUGGACUCUGAUUGUAUCAGCGUUCUCACUGGGAGGUUUGCUUGGUGCGCUAUUAGCAGGGCCUAUGGCAGUCCACUUUGGGAGAAAGAAGUCUCUGCUUCUGAACAACUCCUUCCUGUUUGUUGGCGCUGGGCUUGUGCUAACGUGUGAGCUGGCGAAAUCAUUUGAGAUGAUCAUCCUUGCACGACUUCUGGUGGGGAUGAACUCAGGUGUAAGUAUGAACAUCCAGCCUAUGUAUUUUGGAGAAAGUGCCCCCAAACACCUCAGAGGUGCUGUGGCUUUUUCCUCUGCUGUUUUCACUGCAUUUGGGAUUUUCCUGGGUCAGGUUGUGGGUCUCACUGAGCUGCUGGGCACAGAGCCUCUCUGGCCCUAUUUACUAGCUAGUAAUGCUCUGCCGGGGUUGAUACAGCUGUUUACCCUACCCUGGUUCCCUGAAAGCCCCAGAUACCUACUCAUUGACCGGGGUGACAGGGAAGCAUGUGUCCGGGCACUUGGGAGACUCCGUGGUGGGGAGGCUCCUGUCUUGGAGAUGGAGGAGAUGCUUCAGGAGCAGCAGCAGCAACAAUCAACAACCUUAAAUUCUGGAUCUGCAGCUGCCAAAACACCCUGGUCCCUAUUUAAGGAUCGUGACCUGCGAUCCCAGCUCAGAACAGUCAUGGCCGCCAGUAGUGCUAUGAUGCUCUGCGGCAACGACUCCAUCUACUUCUAUGCUUCGUACAUCUUUCUUGAAGCUGGGAUCCCUCCAGAGAAAAUCCAGUAUGUCACCAUUGGCACAGGGGCAUCUGAGCUUACUGCUUCUAUACUGAGUAAUCUUCUGAUUGAACGUGUGGGCCGCAGGUACCUUCUUGUUGGAGGCUACAGUCUUAUGUCUUGCUGGACUGUAGUCUUCACUGUAGCCCUCACCCUCCAGAGCCAUGGGGUGGCAGGGAUGCCCUAUCUCAGUAUGGCAUGCGUAUUCGCCUACAUCCUUAGCUUUGGCUUGGGCCCUGCAGGGGUGACAGGGAUCCUACCAGCUGAGAUCUUUGACCAGGCAGCUCGCCCGGCAGCGUACAUGGUCGCUGGCUCUCUUAUGUGGAUCAGCCUGUUCUUGGUAGGAAUGUUGUUCCCCUUCAUCGUCAGCAGCUUGGGGAAUUUCUGUUUCCUGCCUUUCUUGGCUGUGUGUUUGGUUUCUGCUGUGUUUCUGGGGCUCACCUUACCAGAGACUAAAGGCAAGUCGCUGGCUGAGAUUACUGCAGAGUUUGGUAGAAAAAAUGAAAUGAGGAAAGAGAGGCAGGUGAAUGAGCCCAUUGUGGAUCACUACCAACUAGGUGCAGCUAGCUCCUUCACUACCCUAACACAAGAUCCCAGCCCCAGCCAUAAGAACGGGGACUGAAACUUAACAAUGGCCAAUAAAAGUUCAUUAGUACUCUAGUACUGAAUAUGGCCUUAAUGCCUUAUCAAAGAGUGGUAUUCAAGUGUCCACACAAUCUCCAGUGAUAUAGAACACUAGGAGGUUAACUGUAAUUUUCAAAACCAUCCCAUCUCCCUCUCAUUCAGUACACCCCUACAUAAUCGGUUAAAAAGCAAUGUGAUUUGCAUUAUUAUUGUAAGCUGAAAAGAAACAUUCCCGGAUCUUCACAAAACAACUGAAUUUACAUUAGCUCAAUCUGCUGUUGUUGUUUAUUGUUCUGAUUUUUUUUCGUCAUAAACAUGACUUUGUGCCAAAGUUUUGAUCAACAUUUGGUAUUAUUGUACCCUUUUAUGAGUUUAUUGGUAAGAAUGAAAUUCACAUUACAGCAUACAGGAAAUAGUCUGAUCUGAAACCUGCUGUAGUCUCUCCUUGCCUGUCACUGUGAAACCUGCAGUCCUGUGGUACCUACCUCCAAUAAUCAUCGUGUCAGUCGUGAUGUGUGUUUGUGAUGUCAAGGAAGCAGCCAAGACAAUCAUAUACUUCAAAUUUAGCCUCAUAACCCACAUUCAUAUCCACUCAAACUCUCUGCAGGUCUUUACAGUAACAGAGGUGUUUGCAGUAGAUUGGGUAAUCAUUUGAAUUGCAUGUAUUAAAGGAUUACCCACCCUAAUUCAACACCUCUGGACUGGGUAGAUAACGGUGCUUGUUUAUUGUGUAAUCUGACUUUAUUCUGUGUUUUGUUGACAUUUCUGUCCAGUUCAGUGAUCCAUGUUUGUGUACAUGUUCCCAUUGACUGAUCCAAGUGGAAAUAUUGACUCCAAACUCUGGCAGAUUUAGUGUCAUGUUCCACUUGGUUAAUUUUACAGGAUAUGAAGCAUCUGUAGUCUGAGUUAUUUUAUUUUAUUUUUUGUUAUUUAUGCAUCAACUGGACUGUAUGUGUAAUUUAACUAUAUUAGUUAGACUCCCCUGUCACAUUUAUCUGCACGAAUGUCCAUCAGGACAUUUAUUCAUUUCCUGAAAACCUGUGGUGCUACUAACAGCAGGCAUGACAGCAAUGUGACUACUGUUAGAACAUUUUCUGUAUACUCCAGUGUUGAAUUUAUGGAUGCAGUGCCUAAAAUCAUCCAGUAGGUGUCACCAUUGUCACUGUUCUUGGCUUGCUUUCUUUUAUGUAUUCAAAUAUACCCAAUGUAUAAUAUAGAAAUGAAUCACAGAUGUAAACCCCCAAGUGAAGAUGACACUUUUAAAUCCAACAGCUGUCAGCUCACAACCCCUCCAAACCUUCUGUUGACCAUCUGUCAUGGCCUCCGCAUGUUUCCUUCAUCAGUCUGAGUUAUUUGAUUUUUUUUCCUAGAAUAGCAGAUAUUUCUUAUUUUACAUUUAAGAUGCUUUUGGUAUGAAGAUUAUAAGAGGGAAAUGCAGAUGGAAUAAAACAUUAUUUUUUAAAUAUGUAAUUCAAAUCAACCUUUGAUUUCUUGGAAACUUCACUUUUAAUGCUGGAUGUCAGGUUUAAAAAAAAACCAAAAACAUACUGUUGUAGCAUGUCAAAGGUGCUGUGCACUGACUGGAAUGAAAUUACUAUUAUUGUAUGACAUGGUCUAACCAAAGCAUGUUAUGAUAGGAAGGGGAAAAAAAUACACUAUGUAAUGCUCAGGCUGUAUUUUGUAAUUAUUGAAUAUAUUUAUUUUUCAUGCUGUAAAAAAUUGCAGUUAUUAUUGAUUGUAUUUAUUCAAUCCAAAAUAUUACUCUAUGCACAAUAAUAAAAAACGAAAGUGCUGA
Molecule: messenger RNA, 3444 nt
Organism: Lates calcarifer (barramundi perch)
Lineage: Eukaryota; Metazoa; Chordata; Actinopteri; Centropomidae
Product: solute carrier family 2, facilitated glucose transporter member 11-like
Exons: 1
Coding region: 1-1647 (548 amino acids)
Biological process (GO): monosaccharide transmembrane transport
Cellular component (GO): membrane
Molecular function (GO): hexose transmembrane transporter activity
Source: RefSeq, a predicted model, not a curated record